AGCAUACUCUAAUAUAUAAACUGUAAGUUUCUGAUCAAUGAACAUUCGGUUUAGAAACGGUGAGAAAUCCAGUAUACACGUAAGAUACAAAUAUAUUGAAUGUACAGACAACAUUGAAAUAAAUCCAGUGACGUCUGUACAGAGAACAUAGAAAUAAAUCCAGUGACGUCUGUACAGAGAACAUAGAAAUAAAUCCAGUGACGUCUGCUAUUGCUUGAUGGGGUUCAGGGAGUUGUUCCACUCCCAGAGCCCGGCUCGAGGCCAGGCUUCACGUAUCAAUGAACAUUUUCGCACGGGGGUUACGGCUCAAUAAAUGUUUGAAGGUGGCGUUAUAUUUAGUGGCUGAGUGCAACAGGUACACCUCUUGGUUAUAUCACCUGUGUGACAAUAGUGAGAGAGAGUGAGUGACCUCACAAGCCUCCUCAUCGACCCACUUGACCACAGGCAGAGCAGAGAGCCUUAUGGACUGUACUUUUAAGAGGAAAGAGCGCCCUGCUUCCCGUACUCCCUUAUGUGAUCCAGCGGCAAUUUUGUCAUCCUAGGCUCGUCUACUUUGGGGUUUUAUGGCGGCCCCAGGCGAGAGUCGCAUCCCGACGGUGCGACGGUCGGCCCUACCCCGGCCCACCUCGGUCACACCGACCCAUCUCCAGCUGGGACCCUUACAUUACAAACCUGGCCCUGAUGCGCUUGCCCUAGUCCAGACCUCACCUGCCUUUGACACCUCCAGGGACAUUAUAACCAGCCCCACACACCUUCAGGGAAGCACCUUCCAUCACCCGCAGGCCCCAGCGCCGCGGGUCAGAAUAUCGUCGGCUAAAGUCGCUCGUUUGGGUGAGAGCGAGCUGCCGGGGUCAACCCAGAGCCACUGUACACAGCGGUCAAGCUCCAGUGGCAGCCGCCUCAACUUCCAAUUCACCUCUGGUGACAUUUGGCCUGAUGAAAAGCGCUUAUGGAACAGAGACUGCCACGAGAGCGGCUUCAGAGGGCUGAAAGCGUCGACAGAAUCUGCCUUUUCCAGACAAUUGGCUAAGGUCACACGAGGCUCCAACGAAGACGUGAGUGAAUCUUGUAUUACCUACCGUGUGUCCAGUAUACGUGGUCCUCGAUCUUGCUGGGACGGUCCCAUUCACUCCUUAUCGGCGUGUGAACCUACAGCAACUCAUCUGACCAAGGAGUGUGUCGGCAGACGAGUCGUCGUAGGUGGCGCCGAACAUGGAACUCUUCGCUACUUUGGCAGGACAGCCUUCGCUACAGGCGAAUGGUGCGGGGUAGAGCUGGAGCGGGCAGUGGGGAAGAAUGACGGCUCCGUAGACAGUGUUAUCUAUUUUUCCUGUCGGCCUGGCUAUGGUAUCUUCGCACCUGCCGGUAAGGUUUUCUUAGACCUCGAUUAUAUUGGAGAUGAUGAUGCUUUAUCCAUAAACGUGCGGAACAGCAGUCAAAGUUCGAUCUGGCAAGGCUUAAUGCCGUCCUCAACCCAUUCUCAGGAAACAAACCCAACAAGGCGCCGGCCAUCUGACGCCUCGAAUGCCACCUUUACCAUCGAAGGACGUGACUCUUCUCUUCCAACUUCCCCUGAGAGUCAAGAAUCUUUGCAGACUCGAGAGUUUACACAGGCUAAGAAACCUUCAGGCCAUGAUGACCAAGAAGACGACGUCGCCAGUCUGGGCUCUCCUGAAGACGCCACUUGCGACGAGUCUUCCCUAGGCAUCUUGACUCCGGACCAGAUGCCAGAUUUCACCGUGACGGCAUCAGCAUCCUUUGGUAGAUCACCAUCAGACGAAGACGUGGCAGCCCUGGAAGACGAGGUUUGCGACACGUCCCUCCCUGCAGAGGCAUCGGGACGGGGAGAGGCUUCUUCACGGACUACUCUGCUUCGUUGGGAUUCCGACCCCAAUGUGACAGGAGUCGAAGAGAUAUUCAAGAACGAUGUGUCCGCCAUCAUUAGAGAACUUCGCACGUCUGCGGAAGUCAGUUCUUCCAGCGGUAGCUCUCCUACUCGACCACAUCCCUCACCAGAAACAGAACAGUUCCAGCACGAUGAAGAAGAACUUGAACAACAACAGAAAAAAGAAGAUGAAGAAGAGGAGAAGAAAGCAUCUCUUAAAAAAUACAGAGAGCUUGAAAUUCUUGAGGAAGAACAAUGUCAGACGAUCUCAGAGUUAAGGGAAGUGCCAGUGAGUGUUGAUCUAACGCGGCUGCCAUCAGUGACCCGGCGCACAGUACCGUUGACAACGAGGCUGCUCCUGGCAACAACUGUUCCUGGCGAAGUUACUCCUGAUACUGAGGCUUCGUGGGGCGGCGCUGCUGCAGCUAUGACCACCAGUGCCGGCAGUCUAGACCAAGGAUACCAGGGAGAUGCAGAGUGUGAUCCACGUUCGGAAGGUGGCACUGGUACUGCCUCAUCACCUACAGAAGACGUUCGACUCUUCCAGGGAGUCAUCGAUGUGGAGCGACUUACAGAAGCGGAUGUUAGUUUGGCUGAUGAUGACGGCGAUGCGGACCACCAUGGAAAUGUAACAGCGAGGGACAGAACAGCCCGGAUCAUAGAUGGCAAGUUGUACCACAACCACAGAGAGUUAGGUCGUGCACAUGACACCACCACCUCAGAAAUGGACUCAUCCGGGUUUUACUCUGAUCUCGACCCACGAGACCGUGAUGCCGAGGACGAGAGUGCUAGAACGGACCUUGAGCCAGUCCAAGAGGCUCUGGGUAAUUCUAACCUUCAUGACUCGCUACUCGAUGACCAGAACCAUGCUUAUGAUGACAGCACUCACCACGACCACACAUUCGAUGACCACUCCCUCAAGGAUGAUUUAAUUGAGGAAAAGGAAGGAAGUUUCACUAUAGACGAGGAAGAUCGAAGCUCUGCCAGCACUUUGCGGCCUGAAUCGAAAGACUUGACAUUAAGCGACCAACAAGACCACACGCAGUCAUCCUGUGAGAUCAAGCAGAACUCUCCAUCCCCGGCAAACAACUCUUCUUCAUCGUGUGAUUCAAGAGUUUCUUCAGUAACCAGGAACAGGGAUGGAACGUCUGCACCUACCAUUGACCCCAGGCUGACAGACUCAGGGAUAUCAGUGGAAGGUGGCGAGGACGGCAUUAAGGCUCAGCCGGCCCCGAAGCCUCGUUCUUACGAAAAGCCGUGGCUGUCUCGCCCGCUGCCACCGAAAAAGAAGGAAGAACCCCGCAAGUCCCUUCCUCCUCCACCACCGAUGCCCAAGAAGAAUGUUCAGUCCAAGCUAAAGGCCCUUCUCGAGGCCCAGGAGCAGACAAGUGAGGAGACCAGGAGGCCUCGCCAGCCUCGCAAGAACCGCUGGGACGAGGUCAUGAACAAAAUCGCCGAGGGCCAGAAGGAAGAUAAAGUGAGAACUAAGGUGAAGGAGGUGAAGAGCCGUCUGAUGGAGGGGGUCAUGACGCAGGCUCAGCUCUCACCACAAGCCGAACGUAUCCGGCAGGAGAGGCGAGAACGGCGGGAACGGCGCGAGCGACAAGCAGCGAGUGCUGGUGUGGCUGCCAGGCGGGCCAGCCAAGCCAGAGGGGACAGGAAGAGAAGUUCCGCAAGCAUCCGAAGCAACCGGACCAGCAGGGCCCCGUCACUCGACUCCUUACCGACCGAUCCGGUUCGAGCCUACAGCCGGGGCUCUACACCGGAACACUCUGAGGCUUCACACAAGUCCAAUGUGGACAAGCUGGGAUCCACCUCGUCCCGCCCUGUGUCCCCAUGUCCCAGUGACGUCAGUUCCUCUGACCAAUCACACGCCUCAAAUCUGUCACGUGUGUCAUCGCGGCUGCCAAUCAGGGCCCUGCAUGUCUCUGGCCCCGCCCACUCAGGCUCCAUCACUUCCCUCUGCUCAACCGCUUCAGGCGGGGGCGGGUCCCGGGCCUCUAGAGACUCCCGCGUGCUUGGCUCCUCCCUCGUCAACACCGUCUCAGGCGAGAAGAAGCGACCCGAACCUACAAUUGGGGCGCGGCGCCCCCGCCUCGAUAACGUCAAAUCCACUAUCCCCAAGCCUGGACGGCUUCCUCCCAGGAAACUAACAGACCCGGUGAAGGCAGCGCGGCCAGGCGGGCCAACCAGCGGGCCGCGUGGACCGCUCGUGGGUCACAAUGGACCGGGCCAGCAGCAGCAGCAUCCAGUGCCGCAUGCGGACCAGCUGCGGCGCCUGGAGGCCGAGGUGGCGGCCCGGACUGCGGAAGUCAAGGCCGCACGCGCAGAGCGGGACCAGGCUGGCCGAGGCCUCGAGGCCCUUACUGUCCUCAUGCAUCACCUCACUAAUACGUACGAUCCAUUCGCCACCCCGCGACUGAAGGCAGAAGUGGUCAGACUGAGCACUCUUCUUACAGAGACCCGCCUCAGCCUAGAUGAAAGUAGUGCAGCAGUUCGGCGACUGCAGGAAGCCGAGGUGAAAAGUGCAGAAGAACACAUCCAGAAGGUGCAGCUGCUGGAGCACCAACAUCAUCACUCCCUUGAUCAACUUGCCAAGCAACACCAACAUGAAAUAUACUUGGCCCUGGAGAAACACAGGAAAGAAUUGUCCCAAUUUACUGAAGAUCAGCAGAACCAGCGUGAGGCACUGAGCAGGGCCCAUUCUGCCGAGGUAGAGCAGCUGGAGGGAGAGUGGCGCAAUAAGCUAGAUCUUCAGCAUGAGAAACAUCUGUGUGCUGUUCAAGAACUAAAUACCCAGCACACACACAAGUUGCGCGAGUUAGAAACAUCUCGCCGAGCUCGUGAACGUGAAUUAGAAGAGGCGAACUUCCGCCUGAUUCAAGACAAAGAAGCUCUAAAGAUCGAGUCGAAGAAACUAGAGGAAACCCUACUUAAUGAUACUGAUCACAGACUUCAGGCUGUACGAAAUAUGUGCUCAUCUCUCAAGAGUGAGGUGGACUCGCUCAAGACAGUGGUGGAAAUGAAGAAUGCUGAAAUUCACGACCUUCGUGGGCAAGUGAUCGAGAUGGAUAGAUUGGCAAGUGACCUGGAAGUUGCUCGAGACAGGGCCAGAGCCCUCCAAGCCAAGACUGAGGACCUCCAAGCUCAGAUGGAGAAGAAAGGGCUACAAGAAAGGCAACUUGUGAAUGAACACAGACUUUUAGUUGAAACUUACCAGAGAGAAUCCAAUGCUAACAAGCGACUCAGCUUGGAAAAUGAGGAACUGGCAUGGAAACUCCGACAACGAGAAGAGAUUAUGUCUACCUCCAUGCCUUCUUCAACUCUCGAUCUCGUGAGCCGCUCUUCAGUAGCACCACGGCGCCAAGAGGGGGCGCCCUCCCCUCAGGCUGCCCCCCGAUCACCCAGGGUAGGCGUUUGGUCUCCAUCAGGAAAAGUAUCGCCCUCCAAAUGUGACUUAAACAAGCGCAGGUCCCGGCUUGGUCUUACUCCUGUGGAUGGUAUUGACGGAGAUGAUAAAAUUCACGAGGUUUCUUUUGAAUCUCCCCCACCAUCACCAUGUGUGAAAGCUGUGGUGGAGAAGUCAAAUUCUGUCUCCUUUAUUCUAGAUCUUAAUGACUCCCAGUCUGAUGAUUAUUUUUUAGAUAUACCACCAUCACCCAGACCCCGGCCACAACGGACAGCAUCUUUGAGUGCUGUAGACAGACCACGCACUCCCACACAUGUACGAAGAGUCAUUCAUAACAAUAGAGCAAACACUAUGAAUAAAAAUGGAUUACAUAUUGAUGAUAAGCCAAAGGACAUAAAUGGGAAACAGAAGGAAAUAAAUAGAAAAGCGAGAGUGUCAAAUGAAAAGCCUAACGUUGUAAAUGGAAAAUCCCUUGAUACUAACGGUCAUGGUAGUCGGCCGGGAUCUAGGCGAACCACAUCAGAAAGCAGUGAAGGUGGCAGUGAAAUGGAUAGAAUAUCUCCUACUGGCUUGGCAUGGACUGUGCCUGUUCACACACCGAAAUCUCCUUCUAAAAUAAAUGCCUCGCGACAAAAUGGAUCGCCAGUAAGAAGCAGAAUGGAACAUCAUCUUCUGGAAGACCCAGAUGAGGACGAGUAUGAAGAAACUCCAAGUGGUACCCAUCAGUUUAUUGAAGUUGUGGAAUUGUCUGGAGUUGGACUCACAAGUAGCUCCGAGGCUGCAAGUGACUCUGAACUUUCUCAGUGUGACAUUAUAAAAGGAGAAUCGUCUACAGACUCUGACAGUGACAGUAGUGAUGGUGAGCGACAUAGUAAACAGGGCUCUUCUAACCAUCAACCUCUUGGUCGGAAAAAUGGACCAUGGUGCCCAAAGGAAGGUGCUGGUGAAGCUAUGAUAACUGAUGAACUAUUAAAACAAUAUACUGGUGACCCCCUUACUAUUGAACCACUUCCCAGCCGAGGAAAACGACCUUCUCGAAGACGCGUUUCUUCUGCACCAUCCUCGGAUUCUGAUGAUAACAAUGUAAAUCCUCACAAUGAGGGAAAUAACAUGGAUGUCAGCUGGUCUGAGGAUGUGGAUAUCACAUCUAGCUCCGAGAUGCACGAGCUGUGAUGCCGCAGCUAACCUCCUUCCUCUCGACCGACACCUGACGAACGACUGCGAACGACUAAAACACUGCCACAGCUUUCUGACUUGCCAUGAUACAAGUGAUCUCUAAGGUGGUACAAUUUCUUUUGUGCAGAUAUUGCUCCUAAUUGCCCUUGUGCAUUUCAGCUUUUGUGUUUGGUUGCUGGUUGCAAGGGCACCUUCCUGAUGGGAAUUCAAAUUGCCAAUACCAUUCACUAGAUGAAUCACUUGUUGGCCAGUUCGUGUUGUGUUUAUUUUCUAGUCAAGCUGUGCAAGCUCACAGAACAGACCUUACCAUACCCCCCCCUUCCCCAUCCAAUCCUCCUUUUUGCUGCAGUCAAGCCAAGCAGCUGAACUAUGGUGGCAAGUAGGAGUCAUUCUCCCAGUGUUCUCAUUGCCUCUGUGUAACCAUAAGCAAUAAGAACAUUAUGGAGUUUUGCCUUAAAAAACCUGUUUGUUUAGUCACUACUUGUGGCGUCCAUGUUUACGUGCAACAAUGAAAAACCUUCUUGGAGAAUGUUUGAAUUUAUAAUAGGUGCACUAUGCCUGGUUCCAUGCUGAGCAGUAUGACAACCCACUGAAUGUUACCUAAAUGAUAAUGGUUGUUUGACACUCAGCAGUUGGUUGUACAUAAUUUCCAUGUAGCUGAAAAUACAGGAUAUAUAUUAUCACUCACACUAUAGUGUAAUAUAUUUGGUAAGAGCAUGAUGUAUUUAAAAAUUCAACUAAAGAGCUUGUGCCCCUAUCAGAAGUUCGAGGUAACUAAUUUAUUUCAUGCACAAUGAAAAAAGCGCAAAGAUUGUUUAUGUAUGUUUUCAAUUUAUAUACUAUGCCAGUACAGUUUUGUUGACAAUGGCAAAACGUUGUAAAUCAAUGGACCAUGGGGCGUGUGCUCGGCUACGCUGAUGAGUGAUGUAACUCGUACAUGCCUUCAAUUUUUGCUCUGGCCAUGUACUGUGUCCUCGGCUUCUAUUAUUGUUAAUUCUUGUUAACUGAUGAACUCUUUAAUGGUCAUACUCCUUGUUAUUAUAUAGUCUUAAAUGAUCUAUUACUAAACUAUAUCAGACUUGCUGCAAGAUGACAAUAUUACCCAGAUAUAUUAUUACUUAAAGUGCCAUAAUGGCAACUGAAGGCACACACCAUGGCCAGAAUAUUUGUCUACAUAAAUCAGUUUGUGGCCGUUUCUGCAUACCAUUUGCAGGAACACACACGUCUACAUAUGCAAUGUGGUGCCAUGUGAUACCUGUUUUUCUACCAAGUGUGCAACGUGGUAACAGUGCUAGGGCUCAUUAGGUCAGUCUGCCAAGGUAAUAAGGGUUAGGUGACUGGUGUUGAAAAUUUUGUGCUUUAAGGAAAGCAAACGGAGGCUCUCUUUACUUUGUUUUGCAAAUAAGGGAGACAGCCAUGCAGUAGUUCUUUCCGAGAAACACAAAAUUGCAAAUUUCACCAAUGAUGUAGUGAAAAUAAAAUCUUCCAAUUUAUUCUUUUUAUUUUCUUUGCAGAUAGUGACCACUAUUGCCCUCACGUAUUCUUAAUGUGUCUUGGUUUAAUGAUUUAAGAGUAUUACAGCAUUGUUUAUAAUAAGUUCAAAGUCCUGAUGUGAUGUUAUUUUACAUCUAUAUUACUACCAAGCUAUUAAGUUUAAAGCCCUGAUGUGAUCUUACUGUAGGAUUUAGAAAUAAAGCAAAGCUCGAU
This is a messenger RNA of Procambarus clarkii (red swamp crayfish), 8177 nucleotides long. Lineage: Eukaryota; Metazoa; Arthropoda; Malacostraca; Decapoda; Cambaridae. The record is from RefSeq and is a predicted model, not a curated record.